Messenger RNA from Beta vulgaris subsp. vulgaris (sugar beet), 1457 nucleotides. RefSeq lists its product as hypothetical. Lineage: Eukaryota; Viridiplantae; Streptophyta; Magnoliopsida; Caryophyllales; Amaranthaceae. The coding region runs from base 219 to 1106 and encodes 295 amino acids. Gene Ontology annotation, molecular function: protein binding. The record is from RefSeq and is a predicted model, not a curated record. The transcript is spliced from 6 exons.
GUUUCUGUUGUAAUCUUGCAAACAUUUGUAAACAAAAAUAGCCUCUAUUCUGAUUUCUCCUGUUCUUUUCCAUUUUUUCUCUCUCCUAUUGAUUAAAAAAAAAAAACCCAGAUAAAAAUUUCCUUCACCCAAAAAUCCUAGGGAAGAAAAAUUAAAUCUUUAAUUAAUCAUAAUCUCUUAUAGGAAAACACAAUAAUAAAAACAUUAGUAUAUAAAUUAUGCAAUCAUUGAGUCUGAAAGUGUUCACUGAUUUUGGGGUAUCAGCAAGAAAAUCAAGGUAUAACAUAAAUGGGUUGUCGGAUUCUGAGUUGGGUACCCGGAGAAAUUGGAGUUGCUCCACCAUAAAAGUUGGGUAUUGCAAGAUUGUGGCUUGUUCUUCACAAAGGAAUGUUGGUGGUGAGAGCAGCCCAAGUUCAAGCCCAAUUCCUGGCCCAAUUCAAGGUUCGGGCCCGGGUCAAAAUGGGCUUCAUUGUAGGACCCAAAGUUAUGCCUUGCUUAAGCAGCAAAUGGAGGUGGCAGCCAAGGCUGAGGAUUAUAAAGAAGCGGCGAGAAUACGUGAUUCAUUGAGAUUGUUGGAGGAUGAAGAGCCAGUUUUGCGUUUGAGGAGACUUUUGAAAGAGGCUAUUGCCCAGGAGAGGUUUCAGGAUGCUGCAACAUAUAGGGAUGAACUCAAGGAGAUAUCUCCACAUUCUCUUUUGACUUGUUCAAGUGAUGCUACUACCCUGGGGGUCCGUGUUCAAGUCAGGAGUGUCUACAUAGAGGGACGUAGUCAACCUUCCAAAGGCCAGUACUUUUAUGCAUAUAGGAUCAGGAUAACCAACAAUUCAGACCAUCCAGUACAAUUAUUGAGGCGGCAUUGGAUAAUUACUGAUGGCAAUGGGAAAACUGAGAAUGUCUGGGGUAUAGGAGUUAUCGGUGAGCAGCCAGUUAUACUUCCAAAAACUGGCUUUGAAUACUCUUCAGCAUGCCCAUUAAGUACUCCGAGUGGAAGAAUGGAAGGUGAUUUUGAAAUGAUUCAUAUUGACAAAGUAGAAUCGAGAACAUUCAAUGUAGCGAUUGCUCCAUUUUCGCUCUCCACACUCGGUGAUGAUAUUGAUCCUUUCUGAAAUGAUAGCUUCUGAACCAUCAGAUACAUGGAUGUGACUUAUACUAUAAAUCUGUGAAGUCUUAUGAAGUGAGUUUAUCUAGCUUGUUCAAACCAAAAUGAGAAGGAAACAAUGAAGAAGAAAAUUUUGCGAUCGAUUUUACAUAUACUAUUGAUUACUAUCGAUGUAAAUGUCGUGUUGUGUUGUAACUUGUAACUUGUAUGUAGUGUGGAAAGGCCUUUUCUUUUUAGUUGAAUUGUUGAAAGUAAUAUAAACUCAAAAGAUUUGCAAAAAUGUAACGUAACAAUUUGUGUGUAAUUUCCUAGAUAGUAAAAAGAUUGAUAUUGGGAAAAAUCACAUCUGUUCAUUAAA